Molecule: messenger RNA, 1063 nt
Organism: Aplosporella prunicola CBS 121167
Lineage: Eukaryota; Fungi; Ascomycota; Dothideomycetes; Botryosphaeriales; Aplosporellaceae
Exons: 1
Coding region: 92-793 (233 amino acids)
Source: RefSeq, a predicted model, not a curated record
GAAAAGGGUCUGCCAAUCCAGUGCUUUUGCGCGCGCGUGGGUGAGCGGCGCCCGCUGCUCAGCCUGAAAGCCGUCCGAACACGAGCGCCCCAUGCGACGACAUCCUUGUCUGUUUCCUUCCGUCCGUUCCGUUGUCGCAGCGUGUCCCGUAAGCCUCCUAGUUACUAGUUACAUAGCCUCGAAAGACGUAUUGAGUGUUGCGGUGGCCGAAAUAUCGGCCAGUGCUGGUAGUGCUUGUGGUGCUUGCGCUCUCGUUGCUCUAAGGCAACAAGGCAGAAAGGCAGCAACGCUCCUUCUUCGGCGGAACCCGAUCAGGCACCCAACGCCGGGCCGACCAAAGCGCCGAAGCGCAGAUUUCUUCGGCGCAGCGCUCGCGCGCAACCUUCUCGCACCAACUCCUCGCCCAAAGAAUCGCAGGCGAAGCUCACACACAGAGACACGAAUUUCGUGCUCUCACAGACACACAAAGCUUUGGGAGAAAGUCCCCGGACGACGCCCGCCGCGCGCGGGCGCGCUCGCGUCAACGCGCCGCCACAGAAGCAACGCGGUCUCUCGUCUCACUCCGCCUCGGCCAGCACGCCCGUCGCCGCUCGCACGCCCUGCGCCUGCUCCCGCGCGCGCCCUUCUCGCCCCCUGCGCUGUCCCUCUGGACGAGGAUAUGAGUCCGGGCAGAGCAUGGCUGGAGCGCUGCGCGUGGGUGCUUGGGCCUGGGCGGAGGCGUCGGGGAUACCGUGCUGGGCGAUGUAGGUCGCCGCAAGGUAGUGGGGAGGGUUUUUUUUCGUCGAGAAGAUAGUUAUGCGAUUGCCCUCUUCCGCUUUGGGAGGGGGUAACUCGAUGGGGCUUAUUCUUGGUGCGAGGAGUUCACUCUUUCUAUCUUUUUAUUUUUUUUCGAGUCUGCAGUUGCUGUCACGAGACGUAAGCGUCUUGGUGAGCUCGGUCGUACGGGCCGGACUCUUCUUUUGGGGAUAGAGAGAGAGGGCUUUGCUGUUGUUCAGCUGAUGAUAUAUACAAUAGAGUCAAGCACUGAUGCGCUCCCGCAGACCCUACGUGGUGACGGGAGCGC